GUGCUGGGCCGCAGGGACCCGGAAGCCUGCCGGGCGGCCGUAGGAGGGCGCGCGUCCUGGCGGAGGUGCGAUCCCGGCCGCACGUGUGUCCGGGCGCCCCGGGACCCGGCUGCCGUCACCUGAGACCAGGCGGUCCCUAGCGCUGAGCCGGCCGCGGCUGCGAGGGGCCCUCCACUCGCCUGCCUGAUCUCCGGCCUUGGCCGGCCUGGUAGCUUCGUAGUUGGCCACACUGGCCUUUUCCGCGCUGGCGACUGCCCUUAUUCGAGGGAGGUUUUCGGUGGACGUUAGGGGACCGACAGGGGCUUCUGUGAGGGACCGAGGUUUACGUGCCCACAGCCCUGUCCUCGCUGAAAAGAGAUUGCAUCAGAACCCCUGCACCCCAGAAAUGAGUCAGGCCUCGGAAGGCGUCUCGGGCAGCCGAAAUCUCUCCCCAGGGGCGACACAUCCAACCGGAGAGCGCCUACUGCCCUAACUAGAACUUCAGGGCGAAAACCGCAAAGCUGGGGAAAUGGACACUUCUUAGAGCUGCUGGAGGCGGUGGGAUUUUCCUACCCUCGUGGGUUUGUUGGGGAGGCUUGGUCUGUUUGAUCCAAAGCCCAGUGGAGAGAGGUGAGGGAGGGGCAGCGGGGAGAGACAGGAAAGGCACCUCAGGAGAGGGUGUGCGAAGGUAGCAGGAGCUGAGCAGCUUUUCUCCUACAAUCUUGCUGGACUGGUUAGUCAGUAUCCUGAAAAGUGGACUUGAUUUUCCCGUGGCUUUUUCGCUUUCCCUAACUCAACUUUUCCAGGAGUCUGUCCUUCCUAAGAGGUGGAAAUAACCACGUUCCAGAGGGAGUUCAAGAAGUGUUGCUCCAUGGACAGAACCCUGGAGGAAACCAGACUCACUGUGAGGAACAGUAACAUUCAAGGAUGCCUCUGUGGACUUCACCAAGGAGGAGCGAGGUCGCUGGACCCUGCUCAGAGGAAGCUCCACAGACCUGUGAUGCCAGAAAACUACAGCCACGUGAUCUCAGUGAGAGACUUGAGUGAAAAUUCUGUGGAGAAUCUUCAAGGGAAAGGACUUAGGUAUCUAUUACAUGAAGAGCUUCCCUGCUGGCCAGUUUUGGAAGAGAUGGCCAGUACAGUAACUGGGAGUCAGGAUUAAAUUGUGACUCUUCAAGGGGAGGUGUACAGGAACCCUGAACUAGAUCUUUCCACCCAUCAAAAGUGGGGAGAAGCAUCUCCUUAUAUUUCUAGAAACAAGAGCAAUGUGGUAAUCCCUCAAAGUGAUGAUUUAUGAAACAUGGAAAGGAGAGAAUAUUUGUCUUUGAAAGUACCAAACCCAAUGGCCACACCAGACUCCUCAGUGACGUCCUGUAAGAAUGAGCCCCAGGACCCUCAGGAAAGCAAAAGUCUGUUUGAAGGAAGCACCAAGAGAAAGGUGACAGGCAGAAAGAGUCCUCCCAUUGACCACUAUUCAGAGAAUCUUCAAACCAAACCGGUGUCUGAUGUAACAGAAGAGGUCUCGCCGUUGUGCAAAAGUGAGGCAGUUUGCCAGAAUGGCCAGUUGAAAGAAUCUUCGGAUGCCUUGGAUGGUAACCGCAAAGACGCUUACGGUUGGAAGUCCCGGGUGGUCGGCCUUAGUCAUCAGAGAGCUUGUUCGGAGGAGAAGCCCAUCAUUACCCAGCAUGACUGUGGGAAAAUACGCACCACCAGCCCAGAUGGUCACCCCAGUGAGAAAAUCCACACGGCAGAGAAACUGUACAGGUGUAGUCAGUGUGGUAAGGACUUCAGUGAGCGGUCCGAACUCAUCUUUCAUCAGAGAGGCCACACAGAAGAAAAGCCCUACAGAUGUGAUCAGUGCGGGAAGGGCUUCACCCGGAGCUCGAGUCUCCUCAUCCAUCGCGAAGUCCACGCAGACGAGAAACCUUAUAAGUGUGACAAGUGUGGGAAGGGCUUCACAAGGAGUUCAAGUCUACUCAUCCACCACUCGGUCCACACAGGCGAGAAGCCUUACAAAUGCGACAAGUGCGGGAAGGGCUUCAGCCAGAGCUCCAAGCUGCACAUCCACCAGCGAGUGCACACGGGUGAGAAGCCCUAUGAGUGCGGGGAGUGCGGUAUGAGCUUCAGCCAGCGCUCUAACCUGCACAUCCACCAGCGCAUCCACACCGGGGAGAGGCCCUACAAAUGUGGAGAGUGUGGGAAGGGCUUCAGUCAGAGUUCAAACCUGCACAUUCACCGGUGCAUACACACGGGGGAGAAGCCUUACCAGUGCUAUGAGUGUGGCAAGGGCUUCAGCCAGAGCUCGGACCUCCGCAUCCAUCUCAGAGUCCACACCGGAGAGAAGCCGUAUCACUGCGGCAAGUGCGGGAAGGGAUUCAGCCAGAGCUCCAAGCUCCUCAUCCACCAGAGAGUCCACACCGGAGAGAAGCCCUACGAGUGCAGCAAGUGUGGGAAGGGCUUCAGCCAGAGCUCCAACCUCCACAUCCACCAGCGGGUUCACAGGAAGGAUCCCCAUUAAAUGAGGUCUUCAGUCACAUGCUCGUGCUCUGAAGACUUAAAUGUUUUUAACAUCACUCUUACUUUCAUAUUCUCAGGAGUAGUAAGAGUUGUUCAGAUAUGUUCUCUCUCUGAAAAGCAUUCAUUUAAAGUAUUUAAGCAUAAGUACCAAGCACUUUGUUAUUCUGUACAGUGAAUUGAUUGUUCUUUUUCCUCAUUUGGGUGGAGUGAAAACGUCUGUACUUUGCUGUUCAGCCAGUGUUACCAGAACUCCGUAUCCUACCCAGUAUUUUCAAGUGCAAGAACCUUAUAUUUGUCCAAGCAGAACACGUUUUCCUUUGUUCACAUUCUCUGAGAAACUGGAACUUUGCUUUCUCUUCAAA
Vicugna pacos (alpaca) is the source of this 2858-nucleotide messenger RNA. NCBI's taxonomy places the organism in Eukaryota, Metazoa, Chordata, Mammalia, Artiodactyla, Camelidae. The record is from RefSeq and is a predicted model, not a curated record.